This is a messenger RNA of Penicillium riverlandense, 402 nucleotides long. Its product is annotated as cyclin-dependent protein kinase regulatory subunit CKS1. Gene Ontology annotation, biological process: regulation of mitotic cell cycle. Bases 1 to 402 code for a protein of 133 amino acids. The record is from RefSeq and is a predicted model, not a curated record. Gene Ontology annotation, cellular component: cyclin-dependent protein kinase holoenzyme complex; SCF ubiquitin ligase complex. The transcript is spliced from 2 exons. NCBI's taxonomy places the organism in Eukaryota, Fungi, Ascomycota, Eurotiomycetes, Eurotiales, Aspergillaceae. Gene Ontology annotation, molecular function: histone binding; cyclin-dependent protein serine/threonine kinase activator activity; protein kinase binding.
AUGGAGAUCGAUCCGACCAGAAGAAACAAAAAGCCGCGUCUCCUGCUAGAAUCCGAGCGAGAACGGCUGGAUGAAUUCAUCGACUCAAUCCACUAUUCGGCAAGGUACUCCGAUGACAAGUUUGAAUAUCGCCAUGUCCAGCUGCCUAAAAACAUGCUGAAGAAAAUCCCGGCCGAGUACUUCGACAGCGCAAAGGGGACAUUGAAACUGUUGUGGGAGGAGGAGUGGCGCGCGCUGGGGAUCACACAGGUGGCGUCGCCCAAUACGACCGAGAGAGCCAAGGCUAACCUGCUUCUCGCAGAGCUUGGGAUGGGAACACUACGAGGUGCACGAGCCAGAGCCGCACAUCCUGCUAUUCAAGUUGGUCUUGCCCAUGGACACCAUUUUCUCGCGCGCCGCUAA